UUGUGCAAUGUAUUUGUGCAUUCCCAGUUGUUUAAAAUACAGUAUUUAGUCAUCACCUGAUCCUUUCUAGAACUUUAUGAAACAUUCUUUAUAAAAUUUAUACUUAUACUAUACUCACUUUGAAAUUCCUGUCUCAAUGCUUGGGUGAAAGCCCUUGCAACAACCUGCCCACCAAGGACAAUUAUCUGUGCUAUAAACCUCGCCUAAACGAGAUAUAAAUAUUAAAUAGAGCAAAGGAAAUACGUGAAAAUAUCAAAUUUUCUUACCAUAACACGUUUUAUCAGUACAACAUCAUGAAUUUGUCUUACGAAAUAUUUCGUGAGAUUUCCUUCUUCAACGUUACUUCAUGAAAGAAAACUAUACUGGUACUGAAACAUCGCGGGCCACAGUUGCAACGAUUACGUGUAUAAAGGAAUGAAAAAAUAAAUAUUAUUCAAAAUGAGCAAAGCAAAAUUUACUAAAGAAGAGCUCAAAGAUAAAUUAGAUGGAAGUGAACUUGAUUUAAGUUUAUGUAAUCUUUCCAAAGUACCAGUCCGAGAAAUAGUAAGUGGUUAAGUUUGUGUUUUAAGUUUAACAAGGACUUUAUAACAUGCCUUGCUGGUCAUCUGGCAGCUAGGUUGAAACCAGACACUGCAGAUAUUUCCACCAACAAUUUGAAUGAACAGAAAAGUACGCCACUUUUUGAAGAAAACCCGUUUAAUUUCUCAAAGAAUCAAAGUUGAUAAUUUUAGUUCACCUGCCUGAUAAUUUAAAAGCAAUAUUACAGUAAUAAAUUAAUCAGAGAAAUAGUACAAUGACUUACUUUCAGUUUUCAAAAUGGUGGUAUAUAAAAAUGAUAUAAGGCCAUAUAAAAAAAAAUAGUUGGUUAGCGUCCUUAGCUUUUGUCAAAAAGUGGGCGGGCGGCCGCUUUUUUUUAAAUUGUUACUAAUUUUUAACGCCUUGGUUUUACUCACUGUUAGGUCCGAAACUGGAUUUUCUUGCGCUAGUACAGAUAUUUUUUUAUAUAUUUCAAAAUAUAAUUCAUACCGUCACUUUCGCACGCAAUUUCGCAAAUUAUUAACACAAUUGACUACAGUCAACAGAAAUACUACAUACAUUAGAGCCCGUUGAUCAAUAAAAGUCGGGGUUUUUUUAAAUAAAAAAAAAUCCUGAGCGGGGCCUUUUUUGUGGGCGGGCGGCGACGCUAACCAACUAUUUUUUUUUAUGUGGCCUAAAAUCCUGGCUGUUCAUGAUGCUGCAUGUUCUAUGAUCGAUGAGCGAUUGCAGAAAUGAUGGUCUUGGCAGCAACUGUGCAAAUUAUUUGUCGACUUGCUGUAAAAAAUGCCGCACACACCAAAAAAAGAUAGAUACAGUAGAUACAAAAACAUGUAUGACCAUCAAAGUGAGGAAUCCAUGUUUUGACUUGAAAAUAUCUGCUAAAAAUCCCAUGUUUUUCCAAAGGCAUUUCUGAGCACAUUUCUCCUGCUGGAUAGCAUCCGAAUGCAAUCCGGCUGGGAUUAAACUCAGUACUAGAGAUGGGAUCAGUGCUAUUCAUCUGCCACAUAUUUUUGGCCACUGGAAUGAGUUACAAAUUCAUGUUGUGGGCCAAUGAAGAAGCUGAUAAGAAUCACUGACCUACCAUUUUAAAUACAUGUAGUUCAUAUUUUAUGACUUUACUCCCCUCCAUGGCUGUCUAAUGCCAAAUGAUUUUGAUUGUCGACACUGGCGCUCAAUGGGUUAAAUACAGUAGUUGCAAUUGACAUACAGUAGUAUACAUAUGUAAUGAUACCAACACACAUACUGAUCAGGCCUAAUUGAAUAUUAGCUAAAAAUUGUGAAGUAACUCUAGAUAAGUUUAUCAUAUACUUUUCAUUAGAGUGGAGAGGAAAGAUUAGGACACUUCAUUUGCUUUUUUCUUCUGCUCUAAAUUUGCAUCACAUGCCUACUCAAGUCAAGGCCGGAUUAACGUUUCGCAGGGCCUGUGGCAUAUUAUGAGCGCGGGGCUCCUUUACCCCAUGACAUAUUUUUAGACACUGAAUUCAGCAAGAUUAAAAAAAUAUCCUUUUGUAUUUUGUGCGUUGAAAAGUUUCCUGUGUAUUUACAAAAAAAAAAGAAUUAUACAUCAAUAAUUUGAUCGAACUGAAAUUCAACCCAGUUUAUACCUUUACAGUAGAUUUCACAUAACUUUUCCCUGAAUGUUGCGAACUUCGUUCCGAACUUCGUUGUGAAGUUCAAAAGUUCAUACUGAAAUUCGCAAGCCGGUUUGUAAACAAAGCUUCUGAUUGGCUUAUUUUUGUUCAGAGACCAAUCAGAGGCUUUGUUUACAAACCGGCUUGUAAAUUUCAGUAUGAACUUUUGAACUUCACAAUGAAAUUCGGAACGAAGUUCGCAACAUUCAGGGAAAAGUUAUAUGAAAUUAACUGUAACAUUAUUAUUUACAGGGGAUCUUCAGCAAUCUUUUAGUAUUGAACAGUUUUCUGCAAAUUUUGAAAUUUUCUGACCCCUAUGAUUUUUUUGGCCUCGCUUUUUGGAGCCCCUUGCCCAAAGAAGGAACAGAAAAAUUUGUUUGUGACCCCGCUUUUGGAGCUUAGCUUUUUAAACUUCAAAUAGGGCCUCACAGUUCUUUAUUUUGGAGCUAAUUCGCUUUUGGGGGCCUUGGACUCUUUGGGGCCCCGUGCUGUUUAGAUCCCACACUGAAACAGGGAACAAUAAACCACUUGGCCCCCCACUCUUUGGCGUCUUAAUUUUUAAAUUUUGGGCCCUGAUGUUUUCUGGGGACCUUGGGCCCUUUGGGACCUGGCGCUGAAACAGGGAACAAAGAAAACCGUUCGGGCCCCGCUUUUUUGGGCCUCGCAUUUGCUGGGUUUUUUUUUUGUUCAUUAGGGAAUAGGUAGUCUAGUAUGCCUAUCCUGAAUUGUGAGGCAUGUACUGUAGUCAGUACAAUCUAAUAUAUUUUUGUGUUAUUUGUAGGCUUCACUACCAAAAGCUACCUCUCUUGAUUUAUCAUGUAACAUAUUAACAACAUUACCAGUAAGUGAUUAAAUACACAAAUUUCAUGCUGUAAAUCCUCCAUUUACCCCCUCCCCCCCCACUCAUAAGCCCUCCCCCAGUCUGAUAUGCACACCUCAACCUCCCCUCACAAUUAGCAACAUUUGUAUCAGACAACUAUUUGAUUAUAUGUUUUAAUGGUUCAUUUAUUGAUUUUUCACUUUGCCUCUCAGCAGUGGCGUAGCCAACCCGACAAUUUGGUCACACUAUGCAAAUAUUUCCAUGUUUAUAAACCGUGAAAACAAUCAAUUUCUAAAGAAAUGAAUGAUGAUAAUGAUUUGAAAUUUGCAUAGCAUGACCAAAUUGUCGGGCAGGCUAUGCCACUGCCUCUCAGCAAUAAAUGAAUAACCCUCUCUAUUUUGGACCCUCCUCUACAAUAUAGGCUGGAUCGAUAUCGCAAAUACCGAAUACCGAUAUACCGCCAUCAGAAUACCGGUAAAUACCGGUAUUCCGGUAUUUUUAACGUGUUUUUUUUUAAGCUAAACUGAAGUGCUGACCGUCAAGAAAAAUCAAGUUUUGACAAAAUAUUAAUGUGGCACAUACUGUUAUUAGUGCAAAUGUCACAAGAUUCGCAUUAUCAAGCUAUGUUAACAAUUAACAGCGCUAAGCGGCAAUUAUUAGUAGGAAAAAGAAAGAAAAAUAUUCGUUUUGUAUAUAAAUUCAGAUAGUGUUUCAGUAAGCUGCUAAUAGUUAUAAACAUAAAAAACGUUGCAUUUUUAAAACUAACACAUAAACAAGUUAGCAUGUCAGUUAAAUAAGAUUAAAAACAACAAAAAGUUACCUUCUUAUACUGCCCGAUAAAAAAACAGACUUGAAAAGCCAGAAAAGGUUUUCGCUGUUUCGCAAAUGCUAGUACUUCCACUUUCCAAAAUCAAAGUUUUCUUUUUUGUCGAAAUUUUCCUUUAAAAAUUUGGCCAUUUUUAUAUUUCCGAUUAGGGCGAUUUAAUAAACAAGACGUCUGGUAUUGCUAAACCAAAGCUGCUAGAACUGUAAGAACAAAAUCAUGCAUCUGUGAGUAUUAACUUUGCUUUCUAAACGUGAUUGUAAGCAAGUUUGACUUGAAAUAGCGUUUCAUUUCGGUAUUAGGCAGCAAAAUACCGAAAUGUCGGUAUAUCGGUAUUUUUAAAUUGUCAAUAUCGCCAAACCGGUAUCUAAACAAAUACCGGUAUAUCGGAUAUAUCCGGUAUAUCGAUCCAGCCUACUACAAUAUGCCCCCCUCCUUGGGGGUUGGCCUUUUGAGGGUUGGCCUUGGGGGACGAUUCUUUAAUAGGAUCAAAAUAUCACCAUUUGAAUUUACGCUUUAAUUUAGAUGUUUCAGUUUUUGUUCUAUAUUUUCUUUUCUUAAAUUGUCAGCUGGUUCUGGCUUUUGGACAAAUAUCCAUAUUAUCAGCCCUCGAAAACCGUCAAAAUUGAGGUCGGCAAAAAAAUGCCGACCUAGGUCUCGGCAUUUUUUUAAAUCUGUUUCCAUGUCUUGGAGCACUAGUAAUCAUGUAUUUGCAAAUCAUUGAAAUCGGAAUACAAAGCAUGCCUUUUUCCCCGGAAACGUGAACUACAGUAACACUGACAACAGCUUUUCUUUUGGAGUCUUAAUUACCUAAAUUAUAUAUAGAAUAUCUGUCAAUUUUUAAACCUUACAUUAAAGUGUGUUCAAAUAGUUAAUCAAACUAUGAAUCGAAUUCUAUAAUCGCUGACUUUUUAAUAGCAAUCAGCAGCAAAAAAUUCUUACUUUGGUUGAAUUAAGGUCGGCAAAAAUUUGCCGAGCUGGGAGGCUGAUUUGAUAGGUCGACAUUGCCGAAUGCCGACCUCGUUUUCAAGGGCUGUAUUAUGAUUAGGUUUUGUGCAUGGUGCAUGUCUCUAAAUUCUUAGAACUGCAAAUGUUGUAACUUUCUCCACUUUUGUCUUUUCCAGGUCACAUUCUCCACGUUGACUCAGCUGACUAAGUUGGACUUGAGUAAAAAUAUGUUGACUGAAUUACCAGAUGAUUUUGGUCAUUUAGUUAACUUACUAAGACUUGACCUCUAUAGCAAUAAAUUAGCAACGAUGCCAGUCAGUUGUGUUCAUCUGAAGAGAUUAAAAUGGCUUGAUUUGAAAGAAAAUCCAAUUCAGACAUUGUUACCCAAUGUAGUUGGAGAUUGUCUCAGUGCUGAGGAAUGUAAACGCUGUGCUGAUAAUGUAAGUUCAAAUGUCAGAUAACACAUACAUGGACAAAAUUCUAACUUUCAAUUGAAAAUCAUGUGUUGGUUGCAUACUCUAAAUUAUAUCCCAUCUUGUCUUUGAUGUACGUGUUUAAAAUAUCUGAUAAACUAUAUAAUAUAUACUAAAUUAGUCAGUGAAAACAAAACUUUUUAAUAAAAUUUACGUAAACUACUAAUCAUGAUACAAUGUUAUGUGAAUGUGAAAACAUUUCUAGCUUGUAAAAUAUGUCAUUUUAAUGCACAUUUUUAGAUGAUUGCGCACCUCAAGGUGAAAAAUUCAGAACAGGAAAGAAUAAGACAGAGAAAAUUGAAAGAAGAACGAGAAAUAGAAAGAGGUCAAUAUUUCUUUUAUAUUCACUAUAGGUUGUAGUUUACUUGGUUGUUGUUUUUUUUUUACUUUCUAAGAAUAAGUUAAUCAAACAUUUUUUUUUGAAAAAUAGGACAAAUUCUCAACUGACAACACCACUCUCCCGCUAAUCCGAACGAAACUAUCAGAUAUUUUUAACUAUUCCCAAAUCACAUUAAACCGAUUUGCAAAAAGCAGCAGCAAAGUGUCCAUUUUUCCUGAACGUAGUGUAAUGGCUUAUACACAAGUCAAAUUAGCUGGAUCAUUCGUCAAGGCAAGGUUUGUCGUAGCCGACGUUCUCCGAUAGCUAAUCUUGACUGAUGAUGCGUUUUGUUAUCACAUUUAAACACAGACAAAUUAUAAGAUGAACAACCUUUUGUUAUCCCAAACCUGCGUUCGUCGCUAUAAUUCAGCCUAUGGAAAUUAAUAGUUAACAUUAAAACGAAGUACUGAUGCAAAAUUGAGCGCUAACCAUGCACCAUAAUUUGAGACACUGUAUCUGUUCGCUUCAGAAAAAAAAGUUUUGGAAGAAGCCAAUGCAACUAAAGAGCGAGAAUUAAGAAAAAGACAAAAAUUGUCAGAGAAGCAAGAAAGAAGAGCAGCUUAUGAAGCGAUGGAAAAACAGAAGAAAUUAAUGGCGGAGGAAGCCGAGGGAAAGUUGCAAGGUUGGAUAAUUGUUACUGUACUUGGUAUUAUAAUGACCUUCAGUUGUUAAUUACCAGCUGACUAUACGGAGAUAGUACAGUAGGUGACGUUUCUCGUAGUGCUUGAAACCCAGUUAAAGAGCAUUUAGGAUGUGAAGAGAACGACGUGACAAAGAAUUUCUUCGAGAACUGCCUUUAAGUGAAAUUCUUCAAUAAUAAUAAUGUCUUGACUCUCUCAUGGAGAGCACGAAAACGAAAUUGAAUGUGGAAGAAUGGAAUAAAGAACUGCAAGCCUGGGAACGAGGUUGCUGCAGAACCGACUGUAAAUUGCUUCGUAUAAAUAACGUCUGACGUUUAUAAUAUAGGGCGAUUGAAAGUUUUGUCUAGCGGUUAAACCAUAAAUAUACAGUAAUCAAUAUUCACAAGAGUAAAAAAUUGCGCAACCUCUUUGUAUCUACUUGUAUAAAUGUGUUCAGACAGAACACAUUUGAGUGUUAAUUUUGUCUAAAUUUUUUUUUAUUGGUUUUCAUGAAAGCAUUAGAUUAGUUCUACUAUCUGACCAAGUUUGGACGAAAAAUGUUGAAAACUCGCAGAGUUAUUUAAUAAAAUACAUUUCGCUUGCAAUAAGAAAAACAUUGAAAAUGUAAUAUUCAAAUUCAAUUUUCUCCCGAAGAAUUUUACGGCAAUUACUGAUUUUAAAACGAGCUGUGCUCCUGCGGGUUUCAACGAAUUUCUCUCAAAUUUUCACAGGACAUAGCUAAAGACGUCAGUUUCAAAAUUGUGUUCGGCUUUUUUCUAAUUUUGGAUAUUUUAAUAAUAAGGAGCAAUUCACACAAACGAUUCAGAAAUAUAUUGCAGUCGUCAAAGAAAUCGCCAUAUCAGCGGAACGACGAAAUAAACAAAAAUUUCCGAACAAAAUUUUUUAGAACAACUAUUUUACUGUAUAAAAAUGAUAUUUUCAUAAAUAUAUCUUAAAACCAGCAGGAACAUAACUCAAAAGCGUAAAGGUACCGCGACUUAAGAUUUUCCUGAAUAAUUCUUACAUUAUUUUAUUGUUUGUCAAUUUUACAACUUUAUCAUAUUUUGAAUGCACUGGCUAACAUUUGGUGAAAAUUUGAUGAAAAUCGGACUGAUUUUGAGCGCGCAGUAACGAUUUUCCACAAAACGCCAAAAAGGGUGCCCUGUAACCUUAAGUAGAUACACAGAUGACGUCAUAACCUGUUUUUUUAAUUAUCCAAAAUUGAUUUGUAAUCUGGAUUUAGUUGUCGUGAACAUAUCAAGGCGACCAAUAUAAUAGAGUGUUAAUAUAUAUCUGUAUAUCUCCAGUGAAGACCAGUGUGGAUUAUAACAAUUUCGCUUGGGUCUGACAAAUGUCCGAUCAACUAUGUAGUUGCUCGGACAUUGGCUAAUAAUGAUCGGCCAGCUUUUCAAAAUUUACAUUCAAUUGACGAGCUAUCAAUUUGAUAGUUCGGCAUGCUGAUCACUCCUCGCUUGAUCAAUCACAUUACUUAAUUUUUGGCAAGCAGUAAUGCCAUUGUAUAUUGUUUAGGGGAAUUUUCUGCAUGUCUAUAGUACCAUAAACUUGUGAUGUGAUUUUGUUGCUUGUCACAGCAAAGCCAAGAAAACAUUUUGUGUUCCUUCUCUCGCUUUUAUGCUUUAUGAACAGUACCGUACUAGUCAAAUAGUAUACCUUUCAUUUAAAUGAAAACUGCCUAUUUUAUUUGCUCGGUCAAAAUAUCCGUGCAGAAUAAGAUUAAUCGGCCAUUUAGUGUUUUUGUUCGGCAAGUAGCCGAUUGCCGACCGUUAUAAUGCACACUGGUCAAGACUGAUUCCCACAUAGCAAGAGUAGUCAUGGAUACAGACUAUUUCACAUGUCAUAUGAACCCCCGCUAUAUAUGGACUUGCCUAUACCUCUAUAUGGACUUGCCUGCUUACGAGUCGUUGUCGAGUUGUUCUGAAAGUCGAGUUAGUCGUUAGAAAGUAAUUUGAAUUCGCAGAAAGUAUAUAGAGGGAAGAAGCAAUGAAAAUGUUUUACGUUUCGUUAUAUAAUAAUUAUUUAUUUAUCUAAUAAUUUUAAUCAUUUCAAGUUAUUCUUACCUUUCCGCUGUUCAAGCUCCGACUUCCUUGAGUUCUUUAUUCAAUUCGUCACUUGAAAACAAAUUUCUUCGUGUUUUCGAUCUCCAAACAGUUCUCGAAAACUGUUUGUUGUUCGUGUACUUAACAGCACUCGAGCUCGCCGUUUUUAAUUUUUUACGAAUUGUUACUACGCGAGACGCAAUAACGUGCUAUCUCUCUCAGUCAGCCAAUUAUUACAAAGUUCAUUAUUAUGUCACAGCUUUUUAUACGAUUGCGGCUGAACAAAGCAUUAUGGGUAAUUAAUUAACGCGGGCUUUAUGACAUCAUUUAAUUGAACCUAUUCAUUAAAACACGUAACUAAAAGAAACUUGAAUAACUUAGUCAUAGAUUAUAGAUUAUACCAGAUGUCUCACUCAGCCAAAAUUGUGUCCGCGAUUUUUUAUGAGCACGAAUUGGCCGCCAUUUUGGCAGUAAGUGUAAAUCCACGCCAUGAAACGUGAGCAAUCACACCUUUUGGCAGUAAGCGCCAUUUUGGCAGUAAGUGUCGUACGCGUCAUCUGGCGUGAUAGCCUUGCGAAAAUCGCGGACACGAAAAUCAUAGAGAUAGAUACACUGUGAGACAUCUGGUAUGAUCUAUAAUCUAUGACUUAGUUCUUGCACUUCACUUGGUGGAAUUAAUAUUAGGAUGUUAGGGUUUGUAAUCCAAGUGAGAAUAUAUACAUUUUAAGACCUAACCAGGAACGACUACGAAAAAUGCAGCACAAGGUCCUCUGGUAGGAAUCGAACCUACGGUCUCACGUUUCAGUAAAUUGCUUGAAUUUUCGGCAAAAGAGUUUGGUGGAAUUUCUGAGUUUGAACAUUAGAACAUUGGAAGUCAACAAGUUUUCACUUUUCAUUAACCAGAAUUAAAUACUGGUUGUUUUACCGCCAAAAUGUUUGGUCAGAUUGGCGUUAUCUGAAAGAAAGUCAUUGAACAAUGACGUUCGUUCAUUUGUUUGUAGUUAGUGAGUGUCCACAAUAGGUGCGACGUGGAAUAACGUUGAUUUGAGGAAUGCAAGGGAAUGCAGGUAUUGCAAGGGAAGAGAAAUGACUGGAUUCGGGAUUUCAAGCAGUGGCGGGCCACAGGAUGAGAAGAAUCUAGGAAAAACAUGCGCAAUAAUAAAACGUUUGAGCACGGGAUUCGCGAUUUAAGAACCGCGUGUAUUGUGGACCCUCAUUACUAGGUUAUUUCUAUUGUGUAUCUUUAACAGGUUCUUGUUGUAUGGCCAGGUGACGUGAUAGAGUUGACGUUUUAUACAAUUUUUAUGUUUUAGACGAAAAAUCUGUCAACGAUGAACACGUUUCACAGAAUGGAAAAGAAAAUAAAAGAAUAGGUAAAAAUUGGUUUAAGUAUAUUGACUGGAUUUAGUACAGAUCAUGCAGAUUUAUGUUUGUCCAUACACGUUUACUCCGGUUUUGUCCUUGAAUAUGCAGUUAUAACGUAUAAUACUUUGUAAAGGUCUGAUUCCACAAGCGCUUUUUCUCGGCGAAAUUGUUUUCUUUGUCUUUUUUUGCGUGUUAAGAAAUUGUGGAACAGGAGCAAUUACUGGGCGUGCAGAAAUUGUUUUCGCGAAGAAACCUGCUCUCUGCUGUAGAUUGCGCACCGACACCUGUGCCACAGAUAUUUAUGCUUGUUAUAUAGAGCGAUAAAGCACAUAAUAAAAUAGUUAACUAUAUUAGGGGGAAAGGUAGUGAAGUAUUGCCCAAAUACUGCCAUAGAUACAUUAUCCGGUUACCAUUUUUCCUUGACCAGCAUCCGGUAGACUACCAUAUCCAGUAUAUCCAGUCAUGCAGUAUGCGGCUCAUCCAUAUAAACCCCUUGCAAUAAUAUACACUUUAAACCAGGUUAAAACUAACGUUAUGUCAAAGUCUUUAUAGUCAAUUAUAUAUUUUUCCCGUUGUGUAGAGAGAUCACGCUGUUCCAUUAUGAUGAUUAUUGUUCUCAUUGGAUUAAUAUUGGGAAUAUCUGGUUUGAUUAUAUAUUGCAAUAAAAAUGACUGCAUUUUUACAAGAUUAAAGCAAAUGUUAUAAAAAUAUUUUUAAUAAUAAAUAUGAUUGUAAAGCUAUGAAAUCAGAAUAAAUGCCAGUUGAAAACCGGGUGUAAAUGUAAACCGUUGGAUGCUGAUCCGUCACUAAAUAUCUUUAUGAAACAAGGGUUCGGGGUUCUAAACUCUCCGCGAGUAAGGGCGUCA
Molecule: messenger RNA, 10519 nt
Organism: Paramuricea clavata
Lineage: Eukaryota; Metazoa; Cnidaria; Anthozoa; Malacalcyonacea; Plexauridae
Source: the annotation of a GenBank genome assembly